Somion occarium is the source of this 2856-nucleotide messenger RNA. NCBI's taxonomy places the organism in Eukaryota, Fungi, Basidiomycota, Agaricomycetes, Polyporales, Cerrenaceae. The record is from the annotation of a GenBank genome assembly.
AGGAACGAACUUGCCUUAGAGCUGCCAGCACCGAAACACAACUGGUGCAAAUGUCGACCCAGGCUGCGGAUGUACCACAUCCAUCAUUAAGCAGACCGCUUGCUGACCAGCAUGGUCACCCACACCUAUUUCAUUCACUUUAUCACAAGACCAACUCGGUCCUGAGCUUAUCUGCCGAUGAGAAAUACGUAUAUAGCGGAAGUCAAGGUGACGAUGUAUGGGACAAGUCCACCUUCUCAUUGAAGACAACGCUCAGAGGGCAUACUGGCAGUGUUCUAGCUUUAGAGUAUGCCUCUGAGCGGAAGUGGCUCUUCAGUGCAUCUGGCGACAGUACUAUUCGAGUUUGGUCUACUGAGACACACGCCCCUCUGUUUAUCUUGCAUCCACAUUUUGAUACUGAUGCCGGCGAUCUCUUCUCGUUGGCUUGGUCAUCUUCUUCAUCUACAUUAUACUUUGGCUGUCAGAAUACUUCUCUUCAAUGGUUCACUUUCUUACCAAACCUUGGGCACCCACCACACCAACAAGGUGCUCCUACUCAUCAACAGGUCCUUGACAAAGCACUUCAGGAAGCAGGCAUCGCCAGUGGUACUGCUACACCACGUAGAGUUCACAAAUUCUUCGAUUCCUAUCCUCAAUACACUCGAAAACCUGCCGAUCUUGAAGCACGCAAUCCCACUGCUUCUUCAUCUCCAUCUCCAGGCUUGACCACUCCCGCCACUGGCGGUACCUGCUUGCUUCAGCCGAAUGUGCAGAUCCCUCUUGCCAUCAUUCAGAUUCCCCCAAAGAAUGUGAUAUGGUCUGCUCAUUACGGCUACGUUUAUUGCAUGGCUCUUUCUCCCAGUAUACGUGAAGGAUCCGAUGAUCAAGGCGGCAUAGGUAGUUCCUUGCGGUUAGUAACCGGAAGCGGUGAUGCUACUGUGAAAGUAUGGGACGUGAAUUCUGCUGUCCCAUCGUUACAGCAUACUUUUGAUUGCGGAGAAGGUGCUGUAUUGGCAGUCGUAGUGCGGGGAGAUACUGUAUACGCCGGGUGUCAAGAUGGAUAUGUCAAGGUUUUAGACCUUGAGACGCGGACGUUGGUGCGAACCAUCAUCGUCAAUGAGAAUAUCGACAUCUUGUCUCUUUCUAUGCUUCAGUCAGAUCUCUACACUUGCUCUGCAAACGGUCAAGUACAACGCUUCUCGGCCACAUUCGAUCUCACGGCUUCCUGGCCUGCGCAUAGCGGCAUCAUACUAUCUUCUAUCAUUACCCAUGUCAAACUAUCCUCAGGGAAGGGGGGACGUGGUAAAGCCGUACUCGUGACUGGCGCGAACGAUGACUUUAUCAAAAUAUGGGAUAUCGAUCCUCCCCCCAAAAAGCAACCAGAUAUCGAAGAACUUCAACGCAUAGGGCCUGAAUCCCAGCCGGAUUUGAGCGAUGACAUAUUGGUUUACGCCUUGUCAAAGUUCAUUUCCAUUCCCAGUGUCAGUGGCUGUCUGUCUUACCGAGAGCAUUGCAGACAGGCUGCCAUCUGGCUUCGCAAAUGUCUCAGUCAGCUAGGAGCCGAGGCGUCAUUGCUUCCUACCGGUGACACUACAAACCCGCUGGUCUUGGCGACAUUCCGUGGUACUCAGAAUAAACGGAAGGCCCGCAGAGUGCUCGUCUACGGCCAUUAUGAUGUGAUCCCAGCUUCUCCCAAGGGAUGGUCUUCAGAUCCGUUUACCCUGUAUGCUUUGAAUGGGUACCUCUAUGGGCGUGGUGUUACUGACAAUAAGGGACCUAUUAUGGCGAUUGCCUGUGCUGCUGCUGCUCUGCUGAGACGGCGCGCAUUGGAUGUCGACCUUGUGAUGUUGAUAGAGGGCGAGGAGGAGGCGGGAAGCAAGCACUUUGCACAGACAGUAAAACAACAUAAAGAGACCAUCGGACCAAUCGACGCGAUACUCGUGAGCAAUUCAACGUGGAUUUCAGAGAGUACACCCUGUAUCACGUAUGGAUUGCGAGGCGUAGUGCACUGUCAAGUGAAGAUAUCUAGCGGUGGUCCAGAUCUACACUCUGGAGUUGAUGGAGGUGCAGCACGGGAACCUAUGAUGGACAUAAUGAAAUUACUAGGUACAUUGGUCGAUGAUCAACAAAAGGUCACAAUACCAAGCUUCUAUGACGAUGUUCGCCCUUUGACUGCUGAAGAGCGGCAGUUAUUCAAAGUUCUUUCUGGCGUUACACAAACUCCUGCGUCUUCAUUAUCUGCCAAAUGGAGAGAACCCUCACUAACUAUUCAUGAAAUUGAGGUCUCUGGCCCCAAGAAUUCUACAGUAAUUCCUUCGACAGUGCAAGCACGACUUUCGUUGCGUAUCGUCCCGGAUCAAGACGUCGAAGAGAUCUGCGCAUCGCUACAAGAUCAUCUCAAAUCCAAGUUCGGAGAUAUGCAGUCUCGGAAUACACUCGAGAUCAACAUCUCUCAUACCGCCGAUUGGUGGCUAGGUAACUUGGAUGACCCAUGGUUCGCUGCGCUGGAGAGUGCUAUCAGGGACGAGUGGGGCGUUGAGCCACUGCGGAUCCGAGAAGGAGGGUCAAUUCCGUCAGUGCCAUACCUCGAGAAGGAGUUUUCUUGCCAUGCGCUCCAUCUUCCGAUGGGGCAAAGUACGGAUCAAGCACAUCUUCCCAAUGAAAGGAUGUCACUGUGCAACUUACAAAAGGGGCAGGCCGUGGUGGAGCGAUUUCUUACAAGUGUCAAAGAUUUGUAGUGUAGUCUGGACAGAGCCAAGCAUAUUUUCUUGCCUAUAAGGCUGAGUGAUAUCCGAAGACAACAAAUGUGCUACUACAUCGGGAGUAUACAGUAGACAUAGUGUAUCAUCUGAAUGUACGAGACUGGUUCCCUGAUCU